Messenger RNA from Cuculus canorus (common cuckoo), 2393 nucleotides. It is a transcript of the gene ATP1B4, whose product is annotated as ATPase Na+/K+ transporting family member beta 4. The record is from RefSeq and is a predicted model, not a curated record. Gene Ontology annotation, cellular component: sodium:potassium-exchanging ATPase complex; nuclear inner membrane. Gene Ontology annotation, biological process: sodium ion transport; potassium ion transport; regulation of DNA-templated transcription. NCBI's taxonomy places the organism in Eukaryota, Metazoa, Chordata, Aves, Cuculiformes, Cuculidae. Bases 189 to 1160 code for a protein of 323 amino acids. The transcript has 8 exons.
AGCCACACUCACCGAUCGUUUUUGGAGGGUGCCACAGGGCUGGGGGGCUGUGCUGGGGAGGGACCUGAGCCCGUGAGUCCCCAAGAGCCAGGGCAACAUGGGACUCACGAUGGGACUGAUGCUGCUGGGCUCAGCCUCACGCUCCUGCAUUGCUAACCCUCGUGUUUCUCGGCAUUUUGCAUGCAGGGAUGGAUGGGAACACCAGCGCCCAGGGCACAGAGGGCCAGCACCAGAGUCCCCAUGGAAAGCUGGAAAAUAAGCAUGAGGAGAGAGUCCAGAUUCCUGACAGAAGGCAGGACGAGACCAAGGCAGCAAUGGGGAGCAAAACAUGGGGAGACCUGGCUGGGGAGAUGAAGAUGUUCCUGUGGAACCCAGAGGAGAGAACAUGCCUGGGGAGAACAGCCAAGAGCUGGGGCUUGAUCUUACUGUUUUACUUCAUAUUUUAUACGUGCCUAGCGGGAAUGUUUGCCUUUUGCAUAUACGUGAUGCUGCUCACCCUGAGCCCUUACACACCCACGUACCAGGACCGUGUGUCUCCCCCAGGAGUAAUGAUCAGGCCGUAUUUGAAUGGAUUCACCAUUGCCUUCAACGUCUCUCAGCCCAGCACGUGGCAACCCUAUGUGGACAGCAUGCACCAGUUCCUGGCAGCUUAUGAUGAUAAAGUUCAAGAGGAGAAGAAUAUUGAGUGCAUCUCAGGACGGUACUUCAUCCAAGGGGGCAAUGAAAGUGAGGAGAAGAAGGCCUGUCAGUUCAAGCGCUCGCGGCUGCAGAAGUGCUCUGGCAUUGAGGACCCAACUUUUGGCUACUCUAAAGGCCAGCCCUGCAUCUUGCUGAAGAUGAACCGGAUCAUAGGCUACCGCCCCGGUGCUGGGGUCCCCGUGAGCGUGGACUGCAAAGUGCAGAAAGGCAAUGAAAGCGAUCUCAGAUCGGUGGACUUCUACCCUGGAAAUGGGACAUUUGAUCUCAUGUAUUAUCCCUACUAUGGCAAGUUCACUCAUGUCAACUAUACGUCCCCGCUAGUGGCUAUGCACUUUACGGAUGUGAAGAAGAAUUAUUUGGUCCCUAUUCAGUGCAGUCUGAAUGGGAAAGGUAUUAUCAAUGACCUGAACAGCGACCGCUUCCUGGGCCGAAUCAUCUUCACACUCAACAUUGGAAAGUAGCCACCGCAAACACUGGGCACUUAGGUUGAGUCAAUCAGAGGCUUUUUCCUUUUCAAAGCAUAAAGCUAGCAUUUUUUCUGCUAGGAAAAACAGGCACAUGGAGAUUUUUGUUAAUUUAUUUUUGCUCAUAGUUAGGAAAUAAAUGAGAUGCAAUGGAGCGUAGAAUCACAUUUUUCAUCAUCUGAUGUAAAUCAUUAUUAGUGACAAUUAAAGGUUAUCUCCUGUGCAGAGAUACUGCAAAAGCAUUUCAGUUUUGAUUAAAAAUACCUCUGGUGUCUGAACACUAUUUUUCGUAAGGUCUUUUACAAGUGACCCCUGUGGAAUGCAUUUUUCCUGGCUUUAACUUCUAAUCUUUACCAUAGUUUUAUGUGCAUUUUUCAGGCAAAAGCUAACAAGAGGGUACUUUAUUAGCACUAUUCUUGUCAAAGUAACAAACACUAAAAAUUCUGGAUUAUACCUGCAAUCACAGUUAAAAAGUGACAAUGGCAGAUCUCAAAAUGCCUCCUAGGAUAUUCAACACCAGGAGCAUCUCAACUGCAGAUCUUACACAGCUUGCUCAGCACACCCAAGGUGUGGGAGCAAAGGAUGUUGAAAGUCAUUCAACAUUGAACUUUUCCAACUGCUCUUUUCUGCAGUGGGAAAAUAAAUGCAUUUUUCCCUCCUCCUCUUCCUCCUCCUCACUCCAGUCUUCUUUUUGCACCAGGAAUCCUCAUCAAGUCUAUUAGGCAGGGAUGAGUGAAAGGAGCACUCCUCCUGUUGUCACAGUUUCAGGUAGACAGCUGCUCCUUCCCCAGUUCAGGCACAGCAAUGCCAGUGAAAUGUGAUAGACUCCCCCCAGAGUCUUCCCUGUUCCAGAGAGGUCACAGCUACAAUGCUGCAGAAAACAGCAGGGAAAUGCUUAGGGGCCAGUGCUGGUAUUAGUGAAGUCACAGGUUUAUCAUCCUCACAAACCUGUGCAGUGCACUCACCCUCGUCAGUGGAGUGCUGUUAAUCUGGGUAACCUCUGCUGCACGGGCAGCCGGACCCUCCCCAGCCUGAGCACAGAGCCUUCGUAUCCCACAGACAUGAAUGACACUCUGCGUGUUACAAGCUAUGAGAAUGCAGCAGGACAAGACACCUUAGGAUAACGUACUACUUGGAAAGCACACUUACUAAAAUUACUGACCGAACAAGAGCAUUAUGGUAUGUUUGUCCUACAUCCUAGUCCAGGUAUCUAAUCUGCCAUCAUUUUCU